Messenger RNA from Medioppia subpectinata, 936 nucleotides. The record is from the annotation of a GenBank genome assembly. NCBI's taxonomy places the organism in Eukaryota, Metazoa, Arthropoda, Arachnida, Sarcoptiformes, Oppiidae.
AUGUUCAAUUUGAUUUGCAAAAUUUUACCGAUAAAAGUGGUCACUACGGCCAGACCCGAAAUGCCCGCUAUCCCACGAAUGCGCAUCAUCUUUUAUAUUACACUAAACCUGAAGAUCAGGGGCGCCGUCGAAGUGAACGAAUCGGCCGAUAAUUUUGACCAAAAUUAUGUCAAACCCGAAGAGUUUGUUAAUUACAACCGGGUUUGGGAUGCAAAAGAUUACGCACACUAUUAUCCCCGCGAAGUAUACGUUAUGACAAAUAUGGCCAUCACUGGCAACCAGACACUGGCCGCGUGUCCCGAUCACCCCCGGGUUAAUAAGGCUUUGUGUAAACCGGGCGAUAAAACCCACUGUCAAUACGGCCGGCAAACUCCGUUUGGUGUUCAAACGGGCAAAUGUGUGCCUGCUGAUUUUCCUACACAGAAAAAUACAUCAGGCUCAAUUGUUUGGGAUUAUGAACACACGUGCGAGAUUAAGGGCUGGUGUCCAGUGGACCGAAUACUGCCCCCAUUAAAACAUGAUCGCCCAGUGCUCGGCUCGACCAACACCUCUACGCUAUGGAUAAAAAACUCGGUGGUAUUUCCCGAUAGGGUUUACUCACAUAACGAUAUAUUUAACGGAAAUAUAUUGGUUAACAAUCGGAUCAAUGAGAACAGCGAUAAUAACGUUAUGUUAAUUGACUUUGAAUAUUCCCGACACUUCUACCGUGGUCAUGAUUUGGGAUUUUUUAUCAAUGAGUUCGGGAGAGACAGCAAUUUCUUUGAUCGCAAAGACCUGCCUCUGGCCGACGAUCAGUGGAUCCAAACAUUUUUGGGCCACUAUUUGGACAAAUCGGUGAAAAUUCGGGGCAAAGAGUUCGCUGAAAAACCCAAGAAUUCAAUGCAUGUUCUCUUAACUCACAACGACCCAGGGGGAAAAUGCAUCCCCCUCCAUUAA